AUGUUCACAUCGCACGUGAUUGUCGAGCACGUCCACUGGCUUUUUGGCCGGUGUUUUACAUGCGAGACGUGGACGCUGACGGACGCCGUCCUGACCGUUGUCACAGAGACCCACGAGUCCAUGCAGUGCCACGUUGUAUGUGGCCAAGCGUGGGCUGCCAUCCAAUACGGCAUCCAAGUCCAAACCGACGACGGCAAGUGGUUGCACGCGUCCGCCGGCUCCAAAGUGCAAUGGGCCAUGUGGCUCGAUGCAUUUCAAGACUUGGCGCCGCCCCCGAAACCCCACUCCCCCGUCAAAGUCCAGUUCAACGACGACGUGGCCGUGCUGGAAAUCCCUGUGCUCUCGGACGAAGAAAAGGCGCUCCUGUUUGCCCCCGACCCAGUGUUUGGGACCGCCCCUGCGGGUGCUGCGGCGGUGCCGUCCUCAACGGAAGUUGAAGUGCCACGAAGCUCCAACUUCAUUCUGCCGACGUGGCCAUGA
This is a messenger RNA of Aphanomyces astaci, 480 nucleotides long. RefSeq lists its product as hypothetical. The transcript is spliced from 2 exons. NCBI's taxonomy places the organism in Eukaryota, Oomycota, Saprolegniomycetes, Saprolegniales, Verrucalvaceae. The record is from RefSeq and is a predicted model, not a curated record. The coding region runs from base 1 to 480 and encodes 159 amino acids.